AUGGGUCUAGCAAUGCUGGUAAGACGCUUCCACAAUUUGCCACUCCUGUCUGUUGACGCUGCUUCCGCCGCAGUGGCAGUUCUCUUCACAUCGCAGCGGCUUAAAAAGACACGUGCUGCUUCUACUGCUGCUGCCACUACUAAUACCUCUAAUACCGGCGGACAAACGACGUCCGCUUCAAAGAAAACAUCAACAAAUGGCCAGCGCGGGCAAAAUGGCGAUCACUCAGAUUCUUUCCGCUUCUUGGUACCUGCUGAAAGGCCUGUUUAUGCUCUCUCGCGUGGGAAGUUUACCCCUGGGCGAGGAGGGAAGAGGCCGGAGACAGUAAACGGCUCCACCAUGUCCCGACCGAGGCAGCGUGAUUUCAGUAAGUUCAGUGUGAAAAGGCAGGCUGAACCCGAACCUGGGCAUUAUUGCAGAAACUCAACCACCGAAGAGCGUUCCCUGGCGCAGCGGGAGGUAAGCUCGCGUGAAAAUACAGACAAUUCUUGUCAAGAGUCCAACAAACCCUCGCCUUCACAAUUGUUGAAGCUACGUGUGGUACGCCUGAGUUGA
Molecule: messenger RNA, 555 nt
Organism: Trypanosoma cruzi
Lineage: Eukaryota; Euglenozoa; Kinetoplastea; Trypanosomatida; Trypanosomatidae
Exons: 1
Coding region: 1-555 (184 amino acids)
Source: RefSeq, a predicted model, not a curated record